AUAAUAAUUCAUUCUCAGCUACGCGUCGAAGCUAAAAACAUCUGUGCAAAUAAAUUAAAUUCAGCGCUAUGCAAAAUGUUUGACUGCUUCGGUCGAAAUAUUAGUCCACCGAUAAGACACAAGAGAGUCACUUCAAACCUGCAAGUUAAACAGGCUAAUCAAACCGAUUUUUUUCUUACAAAUUGUAUCAAUCAAAAAUCGAAGUAUACAAUGGAGGUUUUAAUAACAAACGAACACAUAAAACUUGCUUAUAAUAAGAAAAAUAUUACUGUUGAAAAUAUAAUCUUCUCAAAUGGAUUCGAGUAUGUAGUUUCAAAUUUUGUUGAUGAUGAAUUUGAUCCUUAUUUAGGAAUUUGGUAUUAUAACAAUAUCAUCGCUGUUCCGGAAUUUUAUACAUUUAAAUACCCUUAUGACCUAGAUGAAUAUGUACAAUUCCAAAAAAAUAUGCAAGACAAAAUAACAACUCUAUUAGAAAUUCCUGUUCCAGCAAUUACAGAACAAAGAUUUAGUGAUCCAGAUACUUGGUUGAGACGACUUGGAGAAGAGAGAAGACGUUACACUGCUGAAGUUUUAAAAAGUAUUAUGAACCCGUACCUAGAUUCAAAACAUUUGACAGAACUUAUUUUAGAGAGAGAAAUUCAUCCCACAAAUGCUUUGAACAAUAGAAUCGCCCGUUUAGAAUAUAAAGUCCCUAUAUUACGGAUGUGUCGUUUAAUAGCAUUGGUCUUGGCUGUAAAUAUACCACCAGAUUUCAUGAGAACACUUCAUAGAAAUGACGAGGAUAGACUUUGUAUCCUAAGUAAUUACAAAUCACCAGACAAAUUUGCAUUCAGACAAAUGGAUGGCAUAUGGUGGCAAGUAGAAUUCAAAAAACUUGAUAAUAAAAUCCUAAAACUUAAGGAACACGUGUCGUUAAUGAAAUCAAUGGUAUAACUCGUCUUAAGUUAUAUACUACUAUUGUCAUUAUAUUUAAAUACUAUUUACAUUUUUCACUUAUAUCCAAAUUGUCAAUUGAUUCAAUGUAUUUUAUAAGAACCCUUGAUUAUAAUUACAUUUGUUUGCUUUUUUUUAAUACUAUUUACCAAU
Molecule: messenger RNA, 1086 nt
Organism: Adelges cooleyi (spruce gall adelgid)
Lineage: Eukaryota; Metazoa; Arthropoda; Insecta; Hemiptera; Adelgidae
Exons: 11
Coding region: 76-933 (285 amino acids)
Source: RefSeq, a predicted model, not a curated record